This is a messenger RNA of Fusarium fujikuroi IMI 58289, 429 nucleotides long. RefSeq lists its product as uncharacterized. The transcript has 2 exons. The record is from RefSeq and is a predicted model, not a curated record. Lineage: Eukaryota; Fungi; Ascomycota; Sordariomycetes; Hypocreales; Nectriaceae. The coding region runs from base 1 to 429 and encodes 142 amino acids.
AUGGCUUCUAACACCAUCUCUCAACUCCCUACCGCAGAGCAACGUCAAGACAUCACCGCCCGCUUGGCAGACCUCAUCACAGCCAUCGAGUCUCAUGCUCAAUGGACUCCCCCCAAUGUUGACCGUGGCCUCUUCCACGUCUGGGACUUCGUCAAGAGAUCUCAUUAUAUCAUGACCGAGCUGGACAACAUUGCUGCUGGUCGAAAAGUCCAGCACCCUGAACAAAUCCCCAAGAACGAAGGUGUCGCUUCUGGCCCUGAAGCUGCCCUCGCUUCCUACACCGACGUUUGCACACGUACCAUCACGAUCAACGAGAUGAUUCAAAAUCCUCGUAUGCUCGUCAUGCUUGGCCUCUCCAACGUCGACUUUGGCGCCGCUAUUCAAGAAAAAUCAGCAGCCGUCAAGGAGGCGAUCAAGAGCGCAAACUAG